AUGUGGGGAUUCCGAGAUGCCUGUGAGAAGGGUCUGGUGUCCGGGCACAAGAUCUCCGGGAUCAGGUUCGUCCUGGAGGAUGGUGCCCAUCACAUGGUGGACUCCAACGAGAUCUCCUUCAUCAGGGCAGGAGAAGGAGCCCUAAAACAAGCCAUGGAAAACGCCACGGUGCGAAUCAUCGAGCCCAUCAUGGCUGUGGAGGUGAUGGCUCCCACGGAAUUCCAGGGAGCUGUGAUAGCUGGGAUCAACCGGCGCCACGGGGUCAUCACGGGGCAGGACGGGGCAGAGGGCUACUUCACCCUCUAUGCUGAGGUGCCACUGAACGAUAUGUUUGGAUAUGCCACCGAGCUGAGGUCCUGCACAGAGGGAAAGGGGGAAUAUACCAUGGAAUACUCCAGAUACCACCCGUGUUCACCCAGCACUCAGGAAGAAAUAAUCAACAAAUACCUGGAAGCAACGGGGCGACUUCCUGCCAAAAAGGGCAAAGCCAAGAGCUGAUCUGACUCCUCUGGAGUCCUUUGAACAGUUUUUCCCAAUCUCCUCCAGCAGCUCAGUUUUCCAAGCCGUGGAAGCAGAGAAGGCUGGCUGGGGAAGGCAGGCUGGCAGUGGGAUUUGGACUUGGAAUUUUGUCAUCAUCCCCUUCCUCUGUGGAAUUCUCAGGAGCCACCAGAGGAUCACAGCGGAAUUGUUCACGUGUAAAUGCUGUCCUUAACAAAAUAGAUGUUAAAACACGGCUGAUAAUUGGUCUUGAAAUUCGUCUUAAUUAAGUUCUAUUAAAAUAAUUGUAUUUUUUACUUGA
Messenger RNA from Manacus vitellinus (golden-collared manakin), 799 nucleotides. Its product is annotated as elongation factor G, mitochondrial-like. Bases 1 to 498 code for a protein of 165 amino acids. NCBI's taxonomy places the organism in Eukaryota, Metazoa, Chordata, Aves, Passeriformes, Pipridae. Gene Ontology annotation, biological process: mitochondrial translational elongation. Gene Ontology annotation, cellular component: mitochondrion. The transcript has 5 exons. The record is from RefSeq and is a predicted model, not a curated record. Gene Ontology annotation, molecular function: translation elongation factor activity; GTPase activity; GTP binding.